Messenger RNA from Polychytrium aggregatum, 1719 nucleotides. RefSeq lists its product as uncharacterized. Lineage: Eukaryota; Fungi; Chytridiomycota; Chytridiomycetes; Polychytriales. Gene Ontology annotation, molecular function: protein binding. The transcript has a single exon. The coding region runs from base 38 to 1552 and encodes 504 amino acids. The record is from RefSeq and is a predicted model, not a curated record.
AUCUCCAUCUCCAUCUCCAUCUCCCUUGCCACACACCAUGGCUGCCAGCAUCGAAUCCUCCCACAGUGCCACCCAGCCACUGCUCGAUCUCCAUCCGGACCUGUUCACCGUCUUGUGCCUCAACGACGGCUUCCGGCUCGCACUCGACCACAUCACCGUCAGGAACCUGUUCCUCGUGUGUAGGCGAGCCCAGCGUCUCCUGCCCUCCAAGGUGGCUCGCUUUCACGACUGGUGCAAAGGAGCAGGGCUGUGUCGCCCCGACGGAUUGCUACAAAUCAGCCUCACACCGAGCGAAAUGAUGGUCCUCGCAGCGCACUAUUGCGGUCAGGAGGCCACCGACCGGUCCUGGAUCAUCUCGCUCUCUGACCAGGGAAACAUUGCUGCCUCGUAUUUCCUGGGCCGGGUGCUCCAGGCCGAUACCGUUUACCGCACGGAUAUAACAAGGCCCGAAUUGGAGGCCAUGGGAAACCAAAUGUACCGCCUUUUCGAAAGUUGCGCUCAAGCUGGCCAUUCGAAAGCACGGUAUCAAAUCGCCGAAUGUUACCGCAAGGGCUAUGGAGUCGACCAAGACGAUGCCAAAGCAGCAGAGAUCUAUCGCGGCCUUGCCGUUCGUGGACUCUGUCCGGCUCAAGUCGCCCUCGGCCGCUACUACGAGAACGGCGAAGGAGUCGAACAAGACCUCGAUGCAGCUGUCGAGUGGUUCACCAAGGCCAUCAAUCAAGGAUCCCGCGGUGCUCGACCCCGCGUUGCAUUCAUUCGUGGAUGGUUCUCAUUCAUUGGUCAUGGCGUCGAGCAGAGCGACACCGAUGCCUUCAACCGCUGGCAAGAGCUCGCCGCCGAGCUCGCCGAUCCCGACACCAAGCGCACUGUCGUCCACAUGAUCGGCUGGAUGCACUAUCUCGGCCGAGGGACGCCGCAAAACAAGCAAAAGGGGGUCAAGAUGAUCCGCGAGAAUGCGGCGGAUGAUUUCAUAUUUGGAGAGGACCAGUGUCUGGCCAGCGCUUGGUCGGUGACCGACAAGUCUUCUGCGGCCCGCAAGUUCUUCAAGCUAUGCCGGAUGGGAUCAGAGCGCGACUGGCUUUGCAAACAGCUCAUGGCGACCUGUCUUCUACACGGAGUUGGAGUCGAGCGGAACCACGCCGCGGCUGCAGAAGCGUUUGCAGAGCUGGCCAACCAAGGAUACAGCCCCAGCCAGUAUUUGCUGGGGCACUGUUAUGCCAACGGGAAGGGUGUGCCGAGAGAUGACUCGAAGGCAUUCAGUUGGUACAGCAAGGCGGCCGCCCAAGACGACUCGUACGGGCAGGUUGGAGUUGGUCGCUGCUACGAAACGGGAAGCGGCGUUCCCCGAGACGCCAUCAAGGCCAUCGAGUGGUUCCGCAAGUCGGCCGUGCAAGGCAAUUCCUUUGGGCAGCACAAGCUCGGCAGCCACUACAGAGACGGCUCGGGUGUGGCCCAGGACCUUGAUGCCGCCCUCUACUGGUAUCGCAAGUCUGCUGAUCAGGGAAAUGUUAUGGGUCGGCGCGAUCUCGGCCGACUGCAGAAUCCCUGGUGAACUCGGCAGGCACAAACGGCUCCAGCAAUUCAAAGCAGCAGCUGGGUUUCGAGUGUCGGGUCGCCAGCAGAUCGACCCAUCUCUGGCUGCAGACGGUACGGACGCAGUGGUGGGGACACUGGUAUCAACUCGCGCCUGCAUCAUCAAUACACAUCGACUCCUCACGA